CUGCUUUUUGCAGGCUGCCUCGGAGCAAAAAGAGGCGGGAGUGCAGUGAAGAACACAAUUCGCAUUCGUUUUCAAUUGUUUUCGAAGCGUCACAUCCAGCAGCAAUCGCGCCCUGACUCGUUUUGCCCUUUCCCGCUCUGCACAGCACAAGAGCACCCCAGCAGCAGCAGGGCUCAGAGCUCUCGCAUAACUCAUCGCACAACUCAUCAGUCGAGCUAAAAGCACAGCUCAGAGCUCCCGCACAACUCAUCAGUCGAGCGAAUAGCAGAGCUCAGAGCUCGCGCACAACGCAUCAGCCGAGCCAAGAAAUGGGCCUGCGCCUGAGCAUCGUCGGCGGCACGCUCGUCGCACGCUCCGCGAGGGCCUUCAUGCGGCCAGUCGCGCGCCGCGCCAUCACGACGAAGCGCACGGACUGGGCCGGCGAGGCGCGGAGCGUCUGCCAGGGCGCGACGGAGGAUAAACUAGAGGCGCUCGGCUACGCGCUGCCGCCCGCGUCGACGCCGAAGGGCUCGUACGCGAUGUACUCGCGCGCGGGCGACAUGUUGUUUCUCGCGGGACACAUCCCCGUGCGCCCCGACGGCUCGAUCUGCACGGGCGUCGUCGGGAGAGACCUGAAGAAAGCUCAGGGCACGGACGCGGCGCGCCUCUGCGGCCUCGCGCUGCUGCGGACCUUGAGUGAUGCGGUCGGGCUCGACAACGUCAAGCAGGUCCACAAAUUGGUGGCCUUCGUGGCGUGUUCCGACGACUUCGAGAACCAGCCCGGCGUCGUCAACGGCUGCUCGGAUCUCUUGUUCGAGGUGCUCGGCGACCGCGGCGUGCACGCGCGUUCCGCGGUGGGCACGAACGCGCUGCCGCUCGGCGUGCCCGUCGAGAUCGAGGCCAUCGUCGAGGUCGAGGCGGGGUCGUAGGAGCUCGGGGUUUGUAUAUAGUAGUAAUAGUCGAU
This is a messenger RNA of Pelagomonas calceolata, 943 nucleotides long. The record is from the annotation of a GenBank genome assembly. NCBI's taxonomy places the organism in Eukaryota, Pelagophyceae, Pelagomonadales, Pelagomonadaceae.